UAAAGCACUGACAGAUGGCAGAAGGGUCAAGUGGUAACGAAGAGGGGGGAUGGUGGGGAUAUGGCUGGCUGCAGGCAGCCAAGGAAAAGUCAAAAGCAGCAUUGGAGAUGGUUCAGAAAGAUCUGGCUGAGUACACAUGUACUAUGUCUGCAGAUACCAGUAAAGCAGUGGCUAAUACAAGUGACAAACUGAAAGAUACUUUGAAGACAGAAAACACAUCUGCAGCAAAGGACAGAUUGAAGAGUGGUGUUACCUCUUUCCUGGAAGGCUUGUCCAAAGCUUUAGUGAUAGAGCCAGAGGACAAAGAGGAACCUGUAAAAAAGCCUGUCAGUUCUGAGGCAGUGUACGACAGGGCCAAGGCACGCCUUCACGCCAUACAAAUCGACCCAGAAACAUACUGCAGUGAACCCUCAGGGUCCCCAGAGAAAUUCCAAGAAUGGCAGAAGUCUUUUGACCUAGAGAAACAUAAAGGGGAUGUUUCAGAACUACUUGUCUCAAAAGUGGAGCUUCGUGCAUUUUAUACAAAACUGGUACCUGCUGAGAUAUCUCAUGCUGACUUCUGGAAGAGGUAUUUUUAUAAAGUCCAUCAACUUGAACAAGAUGAAGCACGAAAACUGGCAUUAAUGAAGCGAGCUGAGCGGGCACAGAAGAAAGAAGAUUCCAUUAGCUGGGAAGAUGACUGGAGUGGAGAUGAAGAAUCCAUUGCUGACAAAACUGAUCGUAAACAGGAGUUAAGUGAGAGGCUAUCACAACCACAGGAGGUAGUAAAAGAUACAGUUCCCAGUGAGGAAAUGAAGAGUAAGUCUGUAAAUGUGGGACCUGAUAAUCUGACUGCUGAUGAAAGCAGAGUCAAUCCGCCAGAGCAGGACACAGAUAAAGAACAAAUAUCAAGUGAGACAGUACACCCUCACACGUUAGAUUCACCGGAGACAAGAAAAUCAAAGGAAGAAGAGAGUGUGUCAGAUGAAAUCAGAGACCCAGAAAUCACUACAGAAACUCAUAAACAAACAGUAAAAGGAAGUGAACGUUCAGGUACAGACAUUGUCAGUCAUCCAGAAGAAAAGGAGAGUAAAACAGAGUUACCAACACCUGACGUAUCGGAGGAAGAGGUCAAGACCAAGGACAAAGGGGACAUGGUAGUAGUCAACCCUGACCGAGUGACCCCAUCUUCCGAUUCCAAUAAAGAGAACAGUACAGAUGAUGAUUGGGAGAGAGACUUUGAUGUAGAAUUAACAGAGGAGGAACUAAAAGCUGCAGAUGAAAUAGCAAAGAAGCUUAACUUAUCAGCUGCCGACUACACCAGUAUCUCAGGGGACAUUGAAGAAGACUGGGAGAGCUGGGAGUGAAAUUGCUUGAUCUUAUCAUUUUAUAUAUAUAUUUUUUAUUAUUGUUAUUAUAUUUUGUUAAGGUAUCUGUGUUAUGGGAAUUGUAUCAUUUGUAACAUUAUUCAUAUAAACAUUUAUGCCAUAAUAAUGUGUGUAUUAUGAAUAAAUAAGUGAUUUAUUACCUCCACAAUCAAAUUAUGUUUAACACAUAAUGCUUUGCAUUUCAGAGUAAACUUCAACACAUAAUGCUUUGCAUUUCAGAGUAAACUUCAAUACUUGUAAAAUAUUUUGUGAGAAGAUUGUUUGCAUGAAAAACAAGGAUUGAAAUAUUUCUUACAAUAAUUCAGUAUUAUUUAUUUAUUGAAGCUCUGAUCAUAAAAAUUGUACAUCUGCUAGCAAGGGACCUCCAUUUGUGGAUGGGUGGGCAAUGCAGGGCAAGAUAUAUCAUUAAAAAAUAUUCUUUGAAUGCAGACACAGGAAUUGCUUUUCUUAAGAGAAACAAACUGACUGGGUGCCUUCCCCCAGUUAUUCUUGUUGCCAUACUUGUAAAAAUAUAUUCAAUGUUCAUAAUUUCAUUGGGAAAAAUUCAUUGUCUUUUUCCAGGCAGACCAGAUUUUCAUAGUGUAAAAUGAUGAAUAAAAUCCGUUCCAAAUGCA
Molecule: messenger RNA, 1981 nt
Organism: Saccostrea echinata
Lineage: Eukaryota; Metazoa; Mollusca; Bivalvia; Ostreida; Ostreidae
Product: BSD domain-containing protein 1-like
Exons: 8
Coding region: 15-1346 (443 amino acids)
Cellular component (GO): cytoplasm
Source: RefSeq, a predicted model, not a curated record